This is a messenger RNA of Mugil cephalus (flathead mullet), 3263 nucleotides long. Its product is annotated as protein NLRC3-like. The transcript has 2 exons. The record is from RefSeq and is a predicted model, not a curated record. The annotation marks the transcript as partial. NCBI's taxonomy places the organism in Eukaryota, Metazoa, Chordata, Actinopteri, Mugiliformes, Mugilidae.
AGAAUCAUCUCCCACAUCAAGACCUCCAGAAGUCUCCACAUCCUGUGUGGAGUCCCAGUCUUCUGCUGGAUCACUGCUACAGUUCUGGAGCACAUGUUGACUGCAGAGCAGAGAGGAGAGCUGCCCAAGACCCUGACUGACAUGUACUCACACUUUGUGAUGGUUCAGACUAAGAGGAAGAAGAACAAGUACCAUGAGGGACAUGAGACUAGUCCACAGGAGCUGAUAGAGGCUGACAGGGAAGUUCUUCUGAAGCUGGGGAGGCUGGCGUUUGAACAUCUGGAGGAAGGAAACAUCAUGUUCUACCAAGAAGACCUGGAGCGCUGUGGUCUGGAUGUGACAGAGGCCUCAGUGUACUCAGGAGUUUGUACAGAGAUCUUCAAAAGAGAGAGUGUGAUCUUCCAGAAAUCAGUCUACUGCUUUGUUCAUCUGAGUGUUCAGGAGUUUCUGGCUGCAGUCUACAUGUUCCACUGUUACACCAACUGGAAGACAGAGGUUCUGGAGGACUUCCUGGGGAAAAAAUGCCAAGAAAAGAAAUCAAACUUGUCUUUUGUUCAGAAAAUGUCUCAACAGUUUGAAAAGGGGCACAGUACUGUCUCAUAUCUGGAUGACUUCCUGUGUGGAGCCAUGGAGAAAUCCCUGGAGAGUAAAAAUGGUCACCUGGACCUGUUAGUUCGCUUCCUUCAUGGCCUCUCUCUGGAGUCCAACCACAGACUCUUAGGAGGUCUGCUGGGUCAGACAGAGAACAGUCCAGAAAUCAUCCAGAGAACCAUCAACAACCUGAAGGAGAUGGACACUGAUAAAAUGUCUCCUGACAGAAGCAUCAACAUCUUCCACUGUCUGAUGGAGAUGAACGACCUCUCAGUUCAUCAGGAGAUCCAAGAGUUCCUGAAGUCAGAGAACAGAUCAGAGAAGAAACUGUCUGAGAUCCACUGCUCAGCUCUGGCCUACAUGCUGCAGAUGUCAGAGGAGGUUCUGGAUGAGUUGGACCUGAGUCAGUACAACACAUCAUGGGAGGGACGACGGAGACUGAUCCCAGCUGUGAGGAACUGCAGAAAGGCUCAAUUAUCUGGAUGUGGACUUUCAGAGACUCACUGUGAAGUUGUGUCCUCAGCUCUGAAGUCCAACCCUUCCUAUCUGACAGAGCUGGACAUGAGUUAUAAUAACCUGAAUGAUUCAGGAGUGAAGCAUCUGUCUGCUGGACUGGAGAGUCCAAACUGUAGACUGGAGACUCUGAGGUCAGUUCACUGACUGGAGAUGUUGGAGGUUUUCUUUAUUUAUUCAGUUUAUAAAAACUAAAUACACAGUCACAGACUGUUACUGAUGUUGUUGAGUCAGACUGAUAGAAGACCACUGCUCUGAGUCACCAUGAAACACACAUGAUACAUUAAUACAUUUCCCCUCUUUGUUUUGAAAGAGGGCAUUCCCUACAGGGUUAUCGAUCUUGGAGUUGAGAUGGAGAGUAUUAUAAUAGAAGUAUGGAUAGGAAAAAGGAAACUGGUGACAAUAAACCUUUAUAACCCAUGCAGAAAAUUGGACAUUAAGAAACUGGAAGAAAUGGUAGGAAAGAGCAAUGGAAACUCAGUGUGGUGUGGAGAUUUUAAUGCUCAUAAUACACUAUGGGGGGUGAGAAGAAUGAUUGCAAUGGGGAGAUAGUGGAGGAGUUGUUAGAUGGGCAGAAUUUGGUUUGUGUGAAUGAUGGGAGAGGGACAAGAAUAGAUAGUGGAAAAGAGUCAGGUCUGGAUCUGACAAUAGUGACUAAUGCUAUAGCGCCAUCAUGUGAACGGAGAAUGAGGCAUAAAGGGACUAUAGGAAGUGAUCACUAUCCUCUAGAUAAUAAAAUAAAUAGAGCAACAGUACAGUCUACGGAAAGAAUAGGGGGAAGGUGGAUCAUAGGAAAAGCUAAGUGGGUAGAAUUCACACAGGAAUGUGACAAAAAUCUUUCUCAGAUUAGUGACAAUAUGUUAUUGGAAAUGAUGGAGAGGGAAAUAAAGCAAGGGAUCAUAUCAGCAGCAAACAGGUAUAUACCUAAAAGUACAGGCAGGAAAGGAAGCAGCAUAGUAACAUGGUGGGAUGACAAAUGUAAGCAAGCGUUUAAAUUAGUUAAAAGAUGUCAUCACUUUCAGCACCUGAUUCAAUAUAAGCAAGAGCAAGACGUGGUAAGGAAAACAAUAAGGCAAAAAGAUUGUACUGGAGGAAGUUCUGUGGAUCGAUUGGGAGCAAUACUAAGAUAGGACAAGUACGGGGAAUGUUGGAAGGACUGGAAUCACCCAGUCAUGAGUUCUGGGAAUGAAGUAGCUGUAACCAAUAAAGAAAAGGCAGAGUUAAUGGUUAAAACGUUUGUUGAGGUGCACAGCUCAAACCAUUUAACUGAGGAGGGAAGACUAGACUAGAUAGAAUAUGCUAGACUAUGAUCAAACAUACAGGUGAAUAUCAUCAUUAUUCAGUAAAGUAUGGAAAGAGGGUAAAGUACCAUGAAGCUGGGAGGAGGCAAUAAUUAUCCCAGUUAGGAAGCCUGGAAAAGAUCCAAGUAAACCAAUAAACUACAGACCCACAGCUCUGACGUCACAUAUAGAGACAAUAAUGGAGAGAAUGGUUAAUGAGAGGCUCAUGCACUAUAUAGAGAAGAGGGGACUGGGGACUGAAUAUAUCAAAGUGGAUUCAGAAGAGGUAGGAGCACAAUGGAUCCAGUGUUGUGUUCAGAGGAUGGAAUCAGAAAAGCGCAGGUAAAUAAAGAGACGGUGGCUGCAGUGAACUUUGAUGCUGAGAAAGCGUAUGACAUGUUGUGAAGAGAGGGCUUGCUAAUUAAGAUGAAUCACAUGGGAACUGAGGGAACGUUAUUUAACUGGGUUAUGGACUUUCUGAGGGAAAGGGUCAUUCAGGUUAAAAUUGGAUCAGAAGUAUCAGAAAGGUAUAUUGUAGGGAAUGGUACACCACAACACUAUUUACAAUAAUGAUAAAUGAUAUAUAUGAUGACAUACCAGAGGGAAUGGGGAGAUCUUUGUUUGCAGAUGAUGGGGCACUAUGAAUAGAGAUCAUAUAGUAUAGACAAAGUGGAGAAACAGGGAUUUAAAUUUCCAGUGGAAAAAAGUAAUGUUCUUUUCAAAAAAGAAACUCAGUGAAAAUAAAAAGUUAAGCUUGUAUGUGAAGAAAUUAGAGAGAGUGAACAGUUUUGACUCCAGGUUAACAUGGAGAGAACAUGUGAAAGGUAUAGUAGGGAAAAGUAAGGGAGUUUUGAAUAUUAUAUAUAAAAUGGAGAGUUG